AUGUCCAUCUUAUUAGAGAAGUCCAGCCUUGCAUUUCGACACGGCCGCGGCGGCCACGUGGGGGCCACCGUGGUGGUGUCGGUGGCCGCUCGCUGCCACGGCGCCAUCCGCGUGCCCCGCUCUUUCCGUAGGAACAAGAGGAGGAUCAUGCGCAUAUUCACGCUGCCCGCCGCGGCGGACACGCCGCCCGAGCCCAACUUCUACGACAGCAUGAAGAAGAUCCGCCUGCGGCAGCAGCUGGAGAUGUAUUCCAUCGCAAGGAAGUAUGAGCAGCAGCAGCAGCCACCAAAACAGACUGAAAGCAUACAGCUCUCAGUGGAAUGAAGUCCACAAUUGUAAGAAUUCAGGAUAUCCUUACAAUGCUGAUAACAGGAGUCAGAGCGGGGACAUUUUUGGUG
Messenger RNA from Tinamus guttatus (white-throated tinamou), 398 nucleotides. The record is from RefSeq and is a predicted model, not a curated record. NCBI's taxonomy places the organism in Eukaryota, Metazoa, Chordata, Aves, Tinamiformes, Tinamidae.